AUGGUCCGAUGCGCUGCCGCUGCACGCUUCGGGGUCUGCCUGCUGGCCCUCGGCCUUGUAGCCUGGCAUGGUCUGCCGAAUUCGACGGCAUCCCUCCACCUGCAGCAGAUAGCUGCCAAACUCGCCGUGCAGGCCGAGGCUUCCGAGGCGGUCGAGCCGGGUGCCUCAGAGGCAUCGGAAGCCCCGACCACCUCUGCUGCCGAAAUCGACACGUCGGCCGCAGCGCUUCCAUCGUCCCUCUCAGAGACGAGUUCUACGAGUCCGUCGAUGGUGCCCAGUGCGACUCCCUUGGAUCCGGCGCGAACUCGGCCGGGAAAAUGUGCCGCGGAGUUUCUGGAGCCCCCCUGCGAGAUGUUCAACAUGAUCAGGUAUGGGAUGUCCAACUGGCGCGACAAGGAGGUCCGGCAAGGCCAGGUCGAUCUGGAGACCUCCUUCACAGAAGACGACAAGAAGGAAGCCUUGCUGGGGAGCUUCGGAGGACGAGUUUAUUUGGUGUACCGGGAAAGACCGGAGCGCAUGCGUGAUUCAGUGGUUUGGUUCGAAGUGCUGGACUUGCUGGCAGAACUUACUGCGCAGGUGCAGCUCGACGUGGAGUUCGUCAUACACACCUCUGACGUGCCAAUGGUGGAGAAAAGUGCCGACAAAGUUUGCGGCCACAAGGAUCGUUUCGUCUUCUCCGUCUCCAGCGGGCCUUUGUUCUGCGAUGUGGCACUGGGUCCUGGCGUGCGAGGAACCAGCUUACUGCGCGCGGGGGAUGACCUGCGAAAGUCUGACAUACCCUACGAGCAGAAGAUAAAUCUUGGCUUCUGGCGUGGCGCCCCCUGGCCUGCCAGGAGGUGCGGCUACUGGAAGAGGAGCCCGCGGAUCUUAAUGCCCAAGGCCUCGCUCCAGCAUCCGGAUGUGCUGAAUGCAUCCCUGAGCACGCUCGACUGCAGUGAUAAGGAGCCACAGGAUCUGUGCCGCGAAGUCAAAAAGCUGAAAGCACACCGAGUGUCCUGGCUGGAGCAAAUGAGGUAUCGCUUCUUGCUGACAUCGGCUCCGAAGUGCACAUACACAGGGCGCGUCUAUCCGUUUGCGGCCUCCAACUCCGUGGUGGCCAUGUUUUCUAACGGUCGGCAUGGCGUGAGCCAAGCGAUUUAUGCAGCCCUGCAGGACAACGUGCAUGUCAAGCUCGUGCACGAAAAGGCUUUCGUGGAAGAGAUACGAAACAUGCAAGCUUCUUGGAGAGAGCUCGCCGCUCUACCUCCACGUGCACAGUCUGUCUACGACUGGGCUACGAGCAGUGAUGUUCGGAUCUGCUACAUGUAUGAGCUUUUGCGCUCCUACAGGACGAAGUUGGCCUACAAGCCGUCAUCCGAUGGAACCAUUGCGAGGCUGUUGAAGACGAAAACUUCCUCGUGCGGACAUCAGAGCUACAAGCCGGGAUCAGAGAUGGUACGCGCGGACAAAGGUCGCCGCAGCUACUGUGUUGAGUCUUGGCCGGUUCCCUCGAACGCCUCAGCAAUGGGUGAGGCAGCCUUCACAAAGUGGUGUGCUCAAGUGCAAGCUCGAGCCCCGAAGUUCUAG
Symbiodinium sp. CCMP2456 is the source of this 1566-nucleotide messenger RNA. NCBI's taxonomy places the organism in Eukaryota, Dinophyceae, Suessiales, Symbiodiniaceae. The record is from the annotation of a GenBank genome assembly.